AUGAUAACACCUUAUGUAGCACUAAACCCCACCGCAGCUCUUGGUAGGCAUAUGCAAUCCCAAAACCAAAGAGAACGUCGAUCUUGCCAUCCCCACCAUCAAAGACAUGGUUCAACGACCAUUGGUCAACAUCAGGUUGCGGUUAGGUGUGGUAUGGCACGUGAGAACGCGCAAAUCGAAGAUGUGUGGGCUGCCACUGAUUUGCCCACCCGUGGGCGAAUUGCCUAUCUGCGUCGAGAAGCCGCGCGCCUGGUUCUAAAGGGCGGCCGAGGAUGUGAAUCGAUUUGGGCCGUAGUAGAUGCAAAACUUUCCCAGUUGCGUUUGAAGCGGAACGAUGACUAUACUUCCGCCUUCUACAAAGUCAUAUUUGACGAGGAUGCCAAAUUGUUCGACGGUGAACUUUGGUUCAAAACCUUGAAAGCGCGCGAACCCAAAGUGACAUUGGACUUGCCUUCCGAGGAGGCUAUCAUGGCGCAAAUGCCUGAAGGUCCUGCCAAUGGAGCUCCAGGUGGAUCAAACCUCAAUCCACCAGGAAAUUAA
Molecule: messenger RNA, 540 nt
Organism: Melampsora larici-populina 98AG31
Lineage: Eukaryota; Fungi; Basidiomycota; Pucciniomycetes; Pucciniales; Melampsoraceae
Exons: 4
Coding region: 1-540 (179 amino acids)
Source: RefSeq, a predicted model, not a curated record